Aspergillus novofumigatus IBT 16806 is the source of this 1008-nucleotide messenger RNA. RefSeq lists its product as uncharacterized. The transcript has 5 exons. Gene Ontology annotation, molecular function: O-methyltransferase activity. Bases 1 to 1008 code for a protein of 335 amino acids. Lineage: Eukaryota; Fungi; Ascomycota; Eurotiomycetes; Eurotiales; Aspergillaceae. The record is from RefSeq and is a predicted model, not a curated record.
AUGUCGAUUCCAAAAGCCGGACAGCACUUCAGGAACACGGUUGCCCUUGGGCCUGCUCUUGGAUUCGUGCCUAUCGCGGUGCAUUUCGACCUAUUCAGUUGUCUGCAAGAAAUCGGCAAACCAGCUACAGCUCAGGACGUGUGUGGAGUUCAUAUGAAGAAAUAUGGAGCCUCAAAUCUCUAUGACACCCUUUUCGUGAUGGGUGGACUCGGCUAUAUCGACCUCCUGCCCGGCGACGUCUACGCCGCCAAAGAAGUAACCGAGUACCUCGUGGCCACGCCCUCCGCCCAGCACGGCGCCCUUCACCUGCUCCUGGCAUCGGCUUUCCUGAUGAAACGGCUGGAAGACACAAACUUCGCCUACCCCUUCAAAGAAUGCGAAACGCCCAUCCAGUAUGCCUACAAGCUCCUGGACAGCUUUAACACAUUCAUGACGGGCAAAUUCGGGCGCUGUGGCACAAUGCCUGACAGAGCUCGCGCCCUGGGCUACGACUUAGACGGACUGAUUUCCAGCACGGAACACCCUAUUAUCGUUGACGGCGGCGGUGUCCGGGGCAGGUUACUCCUAGAGCUGAAAGCAGCUUACUCGAAUAGCCUGGGGAAGGAUAGCCUUGUCUUGCAGGAAUAUAACGCGGAGAUCGGUGCCAUCCCAGACAUCACAGUAAUGACGUGGAAUUACAAGGAAGACGGAAAUGAGCAGCCUGUGAAGGGUGCGCUUAUAUACUCGUUGGCAAAUGUGCUGCAUAAUUUGUCCGACUCGGAGGCAACUAAGCUCCUCAGGAAAAUGGCUAGGGCAAUGAUACCAUCGUCGCGGUUUGUCAUACAGGAGUCCACGAAGAAGGCAGGGUGCGCAACAACCCAUGCGGCGAUGAUCAUUAUGCAUGCUGGAAAAGAGAGGACGGCUGCUGAGUGGAGGGAGCUAGCGGCUUCCUCGGGAUUGAAGGUUACGUUCGAGGCAUAUCCUCCGGUAGGAAAGUGUUUGGUUGAGAUGAUGAAGGUUUCAGAGUGA